AUGUCCCUCCCAAAGGCGCUGGGCUCGUCAAUUCGAAGAAUACGCUCGGUAAUAUUGUUAGCUUUGACCAUAUCCCUGCUGUUUUACUACACAUUUCAAAAUGAGAUAAACAUGCUCAAUUCCUUCGCGGAGAAUGAGUACAUCCCAUCGAACGUCUCUGACUUAACCGCUGACGAGCAAAGAGAUAUGACUGCUGAUGAGAAGGAUUUGAUUACUAAUGUUGAGUCUAGCACGUCAGAUCUUUCAAAUCCCGAUACUCUUAGAGAGAAGAACAGGUAUUUCCCUUUGUUACUUCAAGAUGCGUCCAAUGAUCCUUCUUUGCUGUUGGGAGCAUCGAAUAAACUUGACACAUCCGCUUUAUUCACAUACAAGGAAAAAUAUCCAGUGCUUAAUGAAGUAUCUUUACCUCUCACGUUUUCUUACUUAGCCAACGACUACCCUAGAAUUCAAACCAGCCAAUACGAAACGGGUGAUUUGCAGCGAAACGACCUUUUAUCAAAAAUACGACGCGUCUUCUCAAGCACCUGGGCCAUAGAUGUAUUGCCAAGCACGAUUUCUACUAGUAUUAGUCACGAAUGGCCUAUUUUGUUGGUCGAUUCUAUGGAUACAUUAUACAUCAUGCGCUUAUUUGAUGAGUUUGAGCAAGCCGUCAAAAUUAUAUCAAACGUCAAUUUCAAAAUACCUCCUGAGUCGAUUAAAGUCAUAGAUGUUCCAGAUUACGGGUCUAGAUUAUUGGGUGGCCUCAUCUCAGCCUACGAUCUAUCACAAAAUUCAAUUCUCCUCACGAAAGCGAUAGAUGUAGCAGAUUUUCUGUUGAGAUCUUUUGACACACCUAAUAGGAUCCCCAUUUUGAAAUAUGAUUGGCGAUCAAAGACAAGUAAUAAGUUCCCGUAUCAAAAUUCCCAUUCAGCUGGACUGACAAGUUUGAGUCUGGAAUUUCUCAGGCUUGCACAAAUAACACGCUCUGGCAAAUACUUUGAUGCUACUGAAAAGAUUUUUAGAACAAUAGCCAUGUCAAGCGACGAAUUUGCUCUUCCACAUAUGCUUCCGCAGAUUGUUGAUGCUUCGGGGUGUACCUUGAUUUCCAAGAAGGAUGUCUUGUCAGGCAAGCACCUUCGUGACUCAAAAGGAAUGAAAAGUAUUGAUCAAAAUUUAAAUUUUGUUCAUUGUCAUCAAACAGGUAAGCUACUCCGAACUGCUGCUGAUAAGAAGGGGCACCAAGAAAUUUUCGAGAUGAAAGCCCAGGAUCAUUCUUUAUAUGGAAAUUUGCUCAAAUCACUGCAUAUUUUGAAUGGAAAUGAUCUUAUAGCGAUGAAAGAUGCCCAUGUGGAUGAUAAUAGAAAAGACUCGGCUACCAGAAACAAUGGCGGCAGGCUGGAGAAAACCACAGAAAAUAAUUUGGAUAAGGCUGCUGCAAUCAAACAAAUUGUCACCAGAGCAAUGGAUCAAAUUAAUGAGUACAUGAGUUUCAACCCGCUCACCCCCCUUUCUGAAAACCUUACUUUCGUUUCAUCUUUGAAGGCUAUAAUACACAAGGCGCCUGCUUCUCAGCAAUUCAGCAUAGAGAUUAUAAAAAGUUAUGAUAUGCAUCACGAGAGAUGUUCAUUAGCUGGCACUUUGGGACUCGCCUCGAAGAUUGCUGACUCCGGCAGCUACAUCGAGAUUGCAAAAAAGUUAACCUCAAGCUGCUUCGAGCUAUUCCGGCUUUUCAAAGGUUCCUAUGUUGAAGAUUUAUUGCUGGAUCCUUGUGAAGCUCAACAAUGCUUAUUCAAUGUACCUGAAAAGUUACACAGAUUAUCUCAGAACUAUUACCAAGUAGAAGGAUCAGGAAAAAUUAAAAGUGGAGAUAGAAAGACUAUAACGACGGAAGAAGACAUUGAGGGAGGAGAUAUAGAAAGGACUUUAUGGUUUAGUGAAAGCCAAGGCCCUUCAUUUCUUAAUUUGAAAUCAGAUGACGUACAAGAAGAGACUCAAGAGUGGAAACAACACCCGUCAAUGCCUCUUUGGGUGAAUAAAAUGGGAAAAACCAAUAUUCUCUCAUCUACUCUCAUUGAAUCCGUAUUUUAUCUAUAUAGAAUUACAGGAGAGACAAAAUGGAGAAAAAUUGGAGAAACUAUGUUCAAAAAUACGCUGGAAAAAUUACAAGCUUUGAACGCUGGAGCCAAAGGCGUAUGGAAAGUAGAAGAAAUGCAUGAAGAUCUUGAGGGAAAGUCCUUAAGUGAAUGGUACUCACGGACACUGAAGUACUACUAUUUGUUGUUCUCUAGUUCAGAUGAUUAUACUUUGGAUGAUUAUGUUUUUACAUCAGGUGGGCACUUAUUGAAACGAGAGCCUAAAUUAAAAGAAGUAACGAAUUGA
Molecule: messenger RNA, 2358 nt
Organism: Zygotorulaspora mrakii
Lineage: Eukaryota; Fungi; Ascomycota; Saccharomycetes; Saccharomycetales; Saccharomycetaceae
Gene: MNL2
Product: putative mannosidase MNL2
Exons: 1
Coding region: 1-2358 (785 amino acids)
Biological process (GO): carbohydrate metabolic process; N-glycan processing
Cellular component (GO): Golgi membrane; endoplasmic reticulum
Molecular function (GO): calcium ion binding; mannosyl-oligosaccharide 1,2-alpha-mannosidase activity
Source: RefSeq, a predicted model, not a curated record